This is a messenger RNA of Camellia sinensis, 1953 nucleotides long. RefSeq lists its product as uncharacterized. Lineage: Eukaryota; Viridiplantae; Streptophyta; Magnoliopsida; Ericales; Theaceae. The record is from RefSeq and is a predicted model, not a curated record.
AUAUAAUAAUACAAUAAAAAGGACAAACUUUUGGUCCUGUAUGUCACUAAGCCACACUCCAAGAAGAGGAAUAGUACAAAAUAAUAAAUGCUUGAUUUUGAUGCAUCAUUAACCAUUUUUAAUGCUUACUUUGAAUGCUUUUUAUCAGUUCUGGACAGAAACAAGGACUUUUUUUUGCCUUCUUGAACUUUUUGUUUGAAUAUUUAAAAAUUAAUUAUUUAAGAGAAACAAAGAGUCAUACAUGUGUCUAUGUCUAUCCUUAAAUUCAGCAGCAAAAUAGUCUCCACUCAAUCCCCUUCUCAAGCCACUUGUGUAAUAUUUGCAGGAUUAUAGUUGGAGCUUGUCUCGUUUAUAACUUCUUCUAGCUUGUAUACUUAAAUUGUUCAUAAACUGCUCGAACUCGUCUUGUAUAGUCAAAUGGAAGUAAUUUCCAAUUCCAAUGGUUCUUUCUAUAUGAUGAGUGCACCAACUAGUCCAACCAGGUGCAGCAACCUCAACAGCAUGUACUUCUACAGCGUGCCAACAAGUCCCAUCAAAGAGAUUGGGCUCAGAAAUGCCUCGUUGGGCUACGAAUCCGAUGUCAACUUCAAUUUUGAUGACUUUGAAUUCGAAACGAGCAAGAAAUUCAGGCUCAAAGUCUUGGAAUUUGAUACUGAUAAAAAAUGUCAGAAUUUCGAGUACCAACUGAAUAAUCAUCAGCGACAAAGACGACAACGUGGGGAUACGUUGCCUUCAAUGGCGUUCGCAGACGAGCUCUUUAGCAAUGGCCAAGUGCUUCCCCUAAAGCCCCCACCCCGGCUUCAACGUGCCAAUGGCCUUAGCCCCAAAAAUACAACUGCUUCUUCGCCUAGAUCGCCUAGUUCGGUGUUCAAAAUUUCAUUUCGACGUCCAAGCACGUGGAAUGAUGAAUUUGAUCCAUUCGUGGUUGCUUUGGACAAAGUUAAGGAAGAAAAGAGGAGGACAAGCCACCAUAGGCGUGCUAGGUCUCUUUCACCAUUUAGAACCACCAACACCGCUACCACUACUGCUCCACAACAUGAAAAUAUCAAAUGGGAUCGACAAUACGAAAACAAACAAGUGGGUCCAUUAGAACCAAUGCAAAAACUUCAAAUUGGGCCAAACCGAAAUGAGGUGAUUGACUAUUCCAAAGGGGCAGCCUAUGCAAGAUGGUAUCGACGCGAGAGCAAGCAAAUUGAUGAGCCCAAAAAGUCAUCAAAAGUAGAGAAAAUUAGCUCAAAAGGACCACAAAAGCACGAGGGGUCGGGUUUUGGGAAAAGAGUGAGACCGGUGAAAGCAAUAGUAGGCCAAGAAGGGACCAUUGUCAAGACUGAUGAAGCAAAUGAAGGCAAUGUGGGGUCUAAAAGAGAGAGAGUGAAAGGUUUGAUUCGAAAGUACGCGUCGUUUGGGAGAGAGAAGAACGAUGUCAAACUGAAAGAACAGAUUGCAGCAAUAUGGAAGAAGAGUUACUUGAGGAGAUUGACAUUCAAGUUUAAGGAAAAUGAUGAUCAGAGCAACAACACAAACGGAAAGGUGAAUGGAGAGCCCAAGAUGGAACUCACACAGUAUCAGCCGAGGCUGGCUCGUUGUAUGAGUUUUGGUGGUCAAAAAAAGUUCAAGGAACAUGUGUAGCACUUACUGAAAUUUCUCAAUUAAUUACGUUGCUACUUUGUGGGUUGAUGAUAUUCUUAAUGUUACUCUUGUAAUUUUAUUUAUUUAUUUUUUGCUUUUUUUGUUUUUAUUUUUGUUUUUUGGGAUUGUUAAAAAGAAAAUGAAAUUAUAUACAGAAUUAAAUCACAGAAUGUGAGUCUCUCCUCUCGUCUUUGUUUUUGUCUUCUUGCUUAAAACAAUAAACAAAGUCUGUAAGUUCAAAUCAAAUUGUUUGAAUGAUAGUUUUAAUUUUUAAUUUUAUUUAUUUUAUGGAUCCUAUCUACCAAACCCUCCUCCAAUGUUCUU